GUCACAACAAAUCAAAACAAAACUCAAAUUAAUUUUGGCUCAGCUCAGAACAAAAAGGUAAAAUGUCUUCAACAGUGACCACUACAACCAAUUCCCACUUGAAAAACAAAACCAAAAACCUUCAGCAAGCUACCAGUUCUUCAUCAGACAUCGACCAAGUGCUAGAAAACGUAAAAACUCUGGACAACGUUUGCACUUUUACCAAAUGCAAAAGCAAAACCAACCUCAUAGCAAUUGACUGUAAGUUUUGUAAAGGCAGGUUUUGUACCGCUCACGGGUUGCCAGAGAUUCACGGUUGCGGUGAGGCCGUGAGGCGAGAUGAACGACGUGAGUACAUGCAUCCCGAGCCAAAGUUGUCUCAUGAGAAACACGAUCAGGCACAGACCAAGCUGAACAUCAGAUUGAAGCAGAUGCAGAACGAGAGGAAAUCGAAACAAGGGUAUCAGAAUAAGGGGAAGAAAAAAUAAGAAUUAUUUAUUGUAUUGUAUUUAAUAUAUUAUUGUUUUUUAAUUUAUUUGUACUAGCAUACUUGUGACGUCAUUUUUUUUUUGUAUACAUUAUCCUAGGAGAUUGCAGAUUCCUGUAAUUUUGACAAUUUAUGUCCAUGUCAUGUUGAUUGUUGGGGAUUUGGACGAUUUGAUAUUUUAAAUUUUAAAACCCAUUUCCAAAAAUCUAACCAAAAAGUUUAAAUGUUUCCUAUUUAAUAUUAACAUGUAAGUUUUGUAUAAUGAGUACUACUAAACUCAACCCCUGGACCAAAAACAAUCCUCCGAAAGUAAAAAAAACACCCCAAAAAUUGAAAAAUUUGGGGGGUACAUCUUCGUCUGGAGAGUCCAAGUUUAAGGAAGCCCAAGUUAAACUUCAAAGUGCGGUACAAAAACACAUUAAAGAUUACGAGUCUUCUUCGGAGGAGGAGGAUUUGGAUUCUGCUGGUACUUUAUUAGAUUCGAUCCUCAAACAGUACAAUGACACAGGAGGCACCAACGAUCAAACCAUCAAAACCCAAUCGUUCAUCCAAGAAUCUUUCCUUUCCGGCGCCAACACUUGCCUAAUUUGUAUUUCUCGCGUCAAAAGGGACGAUAAAAUAUGGAACUGCUCCAACUGCUUCGGUGCCUUCCAUUUGGGGUGCAUCCAAAGAUGGUCCAAAGACACCGUCAUGCAACAAAAGCAACGCUUAGAAGACCAAACUGCUCCGCUUGCGAAACGCUUGUGUUGGUGUUGCCCCAAAUGCCGCUCGGAAUACUUCCCAGAGCAAAAUCCCACCAAAUACAUUUGCUUUUGCGGUAAAACCCAAGACCCUAAAUACCAGCCCUUUUUGGUUCCACAUUCUUGCGGAGAACUUUGCAGAAAAGACUUGUUGCCAAAGUGCGGUCACAAGUGCCUGUUACUAUGCCAUCCGGGGCCUUGUCCGCCUUGUCCGGUAACAGUUUCGGCCUCUUGUUUUUGUGGCACGCAGCCACCAACCACUAGAAGGUGCCACAAUAGAGGGUGGUCUUGUGGAAACCCUUGCGGGAAAAUUUUGUCUUGUGACAAGCACACUUGUAGUGACCCUUGCCAUAGUAGAGAAUGUAAACCUUGUGCGAAAAAGAGCGUGCAGAAAUGUAUGUGCGGUAGUCAACAGAAAUUGAGGGAUUGUGCUACACCAAUUUGGCAAUGUGAAAAGGUCUGUUCUAAACUGUUGGACUGCGGCAACCACAAAUGCCAAGAGGUAUGUCAUGCAGGGGUGUGCGAUUCUUGCCCCUUAACAAGACCCAGAUCCUGUCCUUGCACAAAAACCGUCUACAAUUUGCCUUGUACCGAAGAAACCCCAACCUGCGGCUCCACUUGCGAUAAAAUCCUAGAAUGUGGCUUGCACACGUGCAACUACAGGUGCCACAAAGACAAGUGCGGCCAGUGCUUGGAAAUCGUAACUAAGGCUUGUCGGUGCGGCCAGCACUCGAAAGAAAUACAAUGCUGCAAGCCGUUUUUGUGCGAGAGCAAAUGCAAAAAUGCCAGAGAUUGCAACAAGCAUCCUUGUAAUAGGAAAUGUUGCGACGGUAAUUGUCCGCCUUGCGAAAAGCCAUGCGGUAGUACUUUGCAAUGUGGUAAUCAUAAGUGCGCUUCGGUUUGCCACCGGGGGCUUUGCUACCCUUGUCAGCAGACCAAAGAGGUGGCUUGCAGGUGCGGAGCUACGAAAAUUACAGUUCCUUGUGGCAGGAAACAUAAAAUUAAACCUCCGAGGUGUACGAAGCUAUGCAGGAUUCCUCCAGAUUGCCAUCACGAACAACGUGACAAUCACCGGUGCCACUUCAACGAUUGUCCACCUUGCAAACAAGUUUGCAACAAAACGCGAACUUCGUGUCAGCACCGGUGUUCUGCUGUCUGUCAUUCGGCGGUUCUUGUCAAAAUCGAAGCUCAGAAAGCCAGCAUGCCGUGGGAAAGAAGCUCCCCCAAAGUGGAGAAAGUCAAUCAGCCUUGUCCGGAUUGUGAAGUGCCCGUUAAAGUUACUUGUUUAGGUGGCCACGAAACGGCCGAUUGGCCCUGCCACAAGGCAAAACCUACGAGCUGUGGAAGACCAUGCGGCCGAUUAUUAGGUUGCACCAAUCAUACCUGCACCUUACCUUGCCACCAGGAGGAAAACCUAGAAGCGGGUGCUAAUUGUGAAACGUGCGAAAAUCCUUGUACCAAGCCUCGUCCGGAGGGUUGCACGCAUUCGUGUCCCAAACCUUGUCACUCUGGGGAUUGUCCGCCUUGCAAACAAAUGCUCAGAAUCAAAUGUCAUUGCGGUCUUACUCAACCGUACAUUUCUUGUAGCGAUUGGUUGAACUUGGACAAGAGGGAGCAGCUACAAAGUUGUGGCAAUCAGUGUCCAAAAAAUUAUAUUUGUGGUCAUCGGUGUAAAUCAUUUUGCCAUUCGGGCGAUUGCCCCAAUGCGGAUUUGUGCAAGAAAAAAACGAAAGUUUCUUGCAAAUGCAAGCGUUUCAAGAAAGAGUUCCCAUGCGAAAUAGUACGUAAAGGCCUGGCAGUUAUUGAAUGCGACGACUAUUGCCUGCGCAAACAAGAAGCAGACAUAUUAAAGAAACAAUUCGAAGACGAGAGGAGACAGAAAGAAGAGGCGAUCAAGAAUCAGAAAGAGUUGGAGCAAUUUGAGAAGAAGUUUAAUGGAAAGAAGAAGAAUAAAGAUAAGAAGAUGUAUGAGAUGGAAGAGGAUCGUGGUUUUGUUAGGAGAUAUUGGGUUUUGUUAAUGAGUGGCUUUUUAAUUGUUACUGCUGUUGUGGUUUAUCAAGCCAUUGGUUAAAUGUAUGAAAGACUAAAAAGGAGGUCAUUUUUUGAAUAAAAUAAUUUAAACCGCUGA
Molecule: messenger RNA, 3334 nt
Organism: Ceutorhynchus assimilis (cabbage seed weevil)
Lineage: Eukaryota; Metazoa; Arthropoda; Insecta; Coleoptera; Curculionidae
Source: the annotation of a GenBank genome assembly